CUCUGCACAAUUUAACCCUAGCUCUCGAUCGCAACGGUCGCGUUUGAGAAGCGUCGUGCUAGCUUGUCUGGUGCUUGUUACCGAUCAACCCCUUUCUCUCAGGUGCGUGUUUGCGGUGCGUUCAUAUACUCCAGCAGUGUAACGAAAGAAGUGUUUGAAAACAAGUCAAUUUGACUCUUGCCAGAUAAGAUACUGUACGAUCGACACGCUUGAUAUCGUUAUUGUCGUUGGACGGUCAAUGUCCCCCUUUCGGUGCGUUCUAAUUUGCGUGUGCGUUGCUUACGACGUGGAAAGCUAACUAGAACCGAUCACCGAGCCAGACACCCAGCUCCAGACACGAUCGUGAUCCAUCUCGCUGCUGCAUGAAGUUAUGCGCAGUUGCUCUCACUUAUCACAACACAGCACACUAUCUAACCACAGGCGUCUGGUUCGAACAGCAACUGUGAUCAGUACUGUGCCUCUUUCCCAAGUGCGUAUGCUCAACCAGGGGUGUGUUUGUGAGUUUGCAUUUUAAUCUAUACUCAGUGUGCGUUUCGUGUGGGCCGCGCUUAUCUGCGAGUGAAGCUUGACACUUGCGUUCGUCCAAGCGCGCUGUUAUCAGUGAGCAAAGAGAAAGAAAUUGGCAAACGACAACAACCCACCGGUUUGUUCGGGGAAAAAGGGCCGAGAAAGGGAAAACUGUGUCCAAGAAAUAGAAGCAAAAAACAAACCUACCCCCAAGCGUGCAGAGUGGUUCCAGUUUGAGGAAAGCCAAAACUUGUUUCGUUUCCGCCGGAGCACGAAACUGACGGGAAGUCUUGGUCUUGGCUUGUCGCGAAAUAAGUGUGUGAGUGUAUGUUGAGUCUGCCCUGUUAAUUCGCGCGUGCGGUGUGUGUAGCGCCCCGGAGGAUAAAAACGUAACCUGCCUACCAGUGCUCGCGUUAUCUUCAUCACCACCGUCUGCCGUUGCAGACUCGUUCCGGCCUCUGUACCUCGGAGACUUACAUCGAGGAAAAAAGAAUAAUAUUCCUCUUUCGUCGGUAGAACUUGCCCUCCGAAACGUUCCACCACACAAUGACACAGCGCCAAAGUAAAGGAGGGACAGCGAUGAUGCCUGCUGCUAUGCUGCUAGCCACCGUUCUAGGCAUUGCCCUGCUGCCAGUUUGCAUCUACAGUCUCGAAAAUGGACUCGCCCGAACACCACCGAUGGGAUGGCUUUCGUGGGAACGUUUCCGUUGCAAUACGGAUUGCGAAGGUGAUCCGGAAAAUUGUAUCAGCGAGCACCUCUUCCGCACGAUGGCCGAUCUGGUGGUGAGCGAAGGCUACGCUGCCGUAGGCUACGAGUACAUCAACGUCGACGACUGUUGGUUGGAGAAGUCGCGUGGACCGCGCGGUGAGCUGGUCGCCGAUCGCCGUCGCUUCCCGAGUGGCAUGAAGGCGCUCGCCAACUAUGUGCACGCCAAGGGACUUAAGUUUGGCAUCUACGAGGACUACGGAAAUUACACGUGUGCCGGAUAUCCGGGAAUUCUUGGCUUCUCGGCGAACGAUGCGGCCCAGUUUGCUUCGUGGGACGUGGACUAUGUGAAGCUGGACGGUUGCUACUCGCUGCCGAUUGACAUGGAUCACGGCUAUCCGGAGUUUGGCCGUAAUCUGAAUGCCACCGGGCGUCCCAUGAUCUACUCGUGCAGCUGGCCAGUUUACCAGAUUUAUGCAGGCAUGAAUCCCAACUACUCGUCGAUUAUUCAGCACUGCAAUCUGUGGCGUAACUACGACGACAUCCAAGACUCGUGGGCUUCGCUGGAGAGCAUCAUCGAUUACUAUGGCAACAAUCAGGAUGCGAUCAUACCGAAUGCUGGUCCCGGCCACUGGAAUGAUCCCGACAUGUUGAUUAUCGGAAACUUUGGACUCAGCUACGAGCAAUCUAAGACGCAGAUGGCCCUGUGGGCAAUCAUGGCCGCACCGCUCAUGAUGUCCGUCGAUUUGCGUACGAUCCGGCCCGAGUUUAAGGCAAUUCUGCAGAACCGCAAAAUUAUUGCGGUCGAUCAAGAUCCGCUCGGCAUUCAGGGGCGAAGAAUUUAUAAGCACAAGGGCAUCGAGAUUUGGUCCCGACCGAUCACUCCCAUCUACCAGACGUACUACUCGUACGCGAUCGCCUUCGUUAACCGGCGAACAGAUGGCACACCGUCGGACGUGGCCGUGACCCUGCGCGAGCUGGGUCUUAUUUCGCCCACGGGCUACAGGGUUGAGGAUCUGUACGAGGAAGUCGACUACGGAGUGCUGAGCCCACAGACCAAGAUAAAGGUGAAGGUGAACCCGUCCGGCGUGGUGAUACUGCGAGCCGACGUUCAACCGGAACGCUUCUCCAAGAGACCGUACAAUCCCAUCUUCUAUCGCUAUCCUAACUAAGCCGUUUGGCAGUACAAAAACCUCAAUGUUUAGCACGGCAGGUUUACAGGUCCAAAUUGUAAUAACCUCCAGCUGCGCAGACAGCUCCCCUUUCCCCCUCCAUGCAAGUAGCAAUACCCGUGCACGACAUUUCAACGCGUUUCAGCAGAUUCAAAAUAUGAAACUAUUUGAUAGUGAGGUAAGAAACACAACACUCAAAAACAGGAACAAUUCUUUAAGGAUAGUAGUUUAUCGCGAGAAGCAGCGAGAGAUGGAGUGAGAGAUGACAAUCAUGUGCCAGUUUUGAUGGAAAAGCAACAAUACAUACACAUACAAGAACAUAUAAACGUAGACAGGAACUACAAUAAUAGAUCACCAGCUUUUGAGAGCAAUGGUUUAUAUUAACAGUCCACAGGCACCACUGCAGCUGAGUGUGAACAAGCUACUACACGCAGAUUAAUACUGGCACUUGCAAAAAACUUGUUGUGUUGCCCCCCAACAACACAACCAAAUGGUGCUCUCCUGCGUACAAAAGGUGCGCCGCCUUCCUUGCUUGCGACACACGAAGGGACACCCGUUUACCGGGGACAAAGUUGAAGCGCCCUCAGUGAUAUGAUUACGUUACGUUACGGUUAAACAAAGCAAAACAAAAACGAAAAACCUUUCUCUGUUCCCGCUCCUUUCGGGAUAGGAACCCACACCCACACCAACGAUUGGUGGCUAUCGAGUGCCAAUCUUCCUUGCCCAAUAAUCCAUCAGAAUCCGUGGUGUAUGAUCUUGGUACGUGCAUAAGGUUAGGUUUGUACAUUGUAUAAUUUAUGACGCGACGGGGAGGGACAGUCCCGGGACAGCGAGUGGGUUGUGUGAUGUCCUUGUGUGUGAGUGUAUUUUUUAUAUAUAUAUUUCUGUAAUAGUUUCCAAAACCAAUUAAUGACUAAAUCAAUUUGAGAUAAUAAAUCAAUGAAUAAAAUCCAUACGAAACACAA
Molecule: messenger RNA, 3350 nt
Organism: Anopheles stephensi (Asian malaria mosquito)
Lineage: Eukaryota; Metazoa; Arthropoda; Insecta; Diptera; Culicidae
Product: alpha-N-acetylgalactosaminidase
Exons: 7
Coding region: 1054-2385 (443 amino acids)
Biological process (GO): oligosaccharide metabolic process; glycoside catabolic process; glycosylceramide catabolic process
Cellular component (GO): cytoplasm
Molecular function (GO): alpha-galactosidase activity
Source: RefSeq, a predicted model, not a curated record